Molecule: messenger RNA, 531 nt
Organism: Humulus lupulus (European hop)
Lineage: Eukaryota; Viridiplantae; Streptophyta; Magnoliopsida; Rosales; Cannabaceae
Product: polyadenylate-binding protein-interacting protein 11-like
Exons: 9
Coding region: 1-531 (176 amino acids)
Molecular function (GO): RNA binding
Source: RefSeq, a predicted model, not a curated record
AUGGAAGCGGUCACUGAAGAACAGCUUGCAGCUCUUUUUGUCACUUGUGAACAGGUUCUUGAUUGCCGAAUUUGUGGUGAUCCAAACUUAGUACUUCAUUUUUCCUUCAUUGAGUUCACUGAUGAAGAAGGCGCAAGGGCUGCUUUGAGUCUCGCAGGGACAAUGCUUGGAUUUUACCCUGUUAGAGUACUGUCCUCUAAGACAGCUAUUGCACCAGUUAACCCAACAUUUUUGCCAAGGACUGACGAUGAAUGUGAGAUGUGUGCAAGAACCAUUUAUUGUACAAAUAUUGACAAAAAGGUUGCUCAAGCUGAUGUUAAACUCUUUUUUGAAUCGGUCUGUGGAGAGGUUUAUCGCCUAAGGCUGCUUAGGGACUAUCAUCAUUCUACUCGUAUUGCCUUUGUUGAGUUUGUAAUGGUAUCUAUCUGUUUCAAUAUUCCUACAUUCAAUAUUCUAUUUUUGUAUUUCUCUAUUUAUUUUGAGUAUGGAGUUGCUAUGUUUCUUGUUCUUUAUGUUUUACUUUUGCAAUGA